This is a messenger RNA of Cheilinus undulatus (humphead wrasse), 981 nucleotides long. RefSeq lists its product as uncharacterized. Bases 22 to 966 code for a protein of 314 amino acids. The record is from RefSeq and is a predicted model, not a curated record. The transcript is spliced from 2 exons. Lineage: Eukaryota; Metazoa; Chordata; Actinopteri; Labriformes; Labridae.
CUGGCUUUGACCAACUUAGAGAUGCCACCGAAGGUGAACCGCCGUGCUGAGCACAUGAGGAGGACCUGGAAUGCCCGCAGGCAGACCAGUGUUCGCCCUCCCCCUGAUGACCCCUGCUGUAUGGGCACUGGAGAAAUCCAUCCCCCCCCUGACUACGCUGUUAUAGCGAGCCAUAAUGCUGAAAAAGCGCAAAAACAAUUUCCGAGACCCUUUGACAAAACCUUUGAAAAAAACCUUGAAAAAACCUCUCCGAGACCCUUUGCAAAAACCUCUGAAAAACCUCUGCCUGUUUCUGAUCAGUCUCUGCCUCCUGCUGCUCAAUCUCUCUCCAUGUCUGACAAUGCUCCUGAACAGAAUAAUCCCAUGUCUGAUGCUUUUGUCCUUGAGCAGUGUGUUGAAAAGCAGGUCCCUGACACCAUGACUGAAGCUGUUGAGCCUACACCUGAAUCCAACCUUGUUGCACACCACCCUGAUGAAGCGCCACCUGCUGGGAACAAUGUUGCCAAAGCACCUGAGAAUUUUUUCUUACAAGGGUCCUUCUCACAGCUUCACCACAGAUUUGGGGCUAAUGCAGGCAAACAGUGUGUAGCUAACAGUUUAGCAGCGGUCAUGAUGAAUAAGCUUAAAAGUAUAACAACCUGGAGUGAUGACAGAGGCAACAAUGACAUCGACACUGUUCUUAUUGAAGGUAACAAGUUGUACUCUUCUCUUAAAGAUGGUGGUCACAUUGGUGGAAGAAGUGGGUAUCUGCUGAUCGAUGAACUACCAAAUUCAUAUGUGAUGAAAGAUGCACAUUUUGAAAUAAAGUAUGGUCCAAGUUUCUGUGGUAUGGUUGGUGUUUUUGAUGAGCCUCAGGAUUCAGAUAUGAGGGACAUUAAUGUACCACUGGAUGUAGCUAUUCAAAGAGCACUGAUAGAUCAUGAUGCUUGCUUUAUCACUUUUGGUAGUAACACGUGUGGCUGUUAAGCACUUCCAGUACUU